AUGGAGGUUGCGCUGGGGAUUCCCUUGCCCGCUUCCCCUCCUCCCCAAGCCGACUUCCCCCCAAUUCUGCAAGCCGUAUCACAGGACGUCAUUCCACCCGUUGUCGAGAAGCAGUCACUAUCACAGAAUGGCGACGUUCAGAUUUCUGCUUCACACAAUGACCAAAUUAACGCGUCGUCUGCAACACCGACCACCCCAGGCUUCCCUCCUACUCCUCCCGCCAAAACCGCUCCACUUCCUGUUCUCACGAAUGGCCACGACAGGCUACCCACAACAAUUUCCCUUGCACCUGAGUCUCCCGGCGACCAUAGAAGGUCGUUAACAAUGUCAAGAGGCAAUACCGUCUCCGUCAUCAUCUCAUCGGCGUUGGAGACCAUCGCAGGUCUAGCCAAACGAACACCAGCGUUACGCGACAGUACUCAGCGUGCAUUGGAACUCGUUCAAACCAACCAAGGCGUGGACCACCCAGAAGAGAUAUUCGAACCGCUGCGUCUGGCGUGCGAGACACGGAAUGAAAAGCUUAUGAUUGCCAGUUUGGACUGCAUUUCCAAGUUAAUAUCAUACUCGUUCUUCGUCGACUCUUCCUCAUCUGCCUCCCAUGGCCUCCCUUCCCCUCCACCUUCUCCUAACCCGCUCCAUCGGCACGCAGCAGCAGAAUCCUCCCAGACCAACUUGAAUCCGCCGUCGUUAGUCGAUCUGGUGGCAAACACGAUAGCUUCAUCUCUACUUUCUCUGGUUCUCUCUCCCACAAUACUCAUCCACCACUCGUCGCUAUUGAAGGCAGUUCGCACGGUGUACAACGUAUUUCUGCUCAGUUCAGAUCCCGUCAACCAAAUGGUCGCUCAGGGUGGACUCACGCAAAUGGUUCACCAUGUCUUUACUCGGUGCAAAAUCAGUGCUGUGCCGCCUUCAGUCGAUCCUGUCUCUUCAACUUCAAGUCAGAACGGACACUUGCCAUCAGAGCCAAGUGAGGAAGUAAUCGAAAAUGCCAGCAGUGAAGACACGCCAACGGAUGAACCCCCAAUACCUUUAGAACCUUCAAAAGAUAUGAAUGGUGAAGCCAGCGGAAUGGAGCCACCGCAAACACCCAACGGCAAGCGGCAUUCAGUAGAUGGCUCUGAAGACCAUGAUGCGGGCCAUGCAACACAUAGAGAGAUGACUCUCAAUGACCUCUUCGUCAAGGAUGCUUUCCUGGUUUUCCGGGCACUUUGUAAGCUGACAAUGAAACCCUUGAAUAAUGAGAGUGAACGGGAUCUCAAAUCGCAUGCUAUGCGCUCAAAACUACUGUCGUUGCAUCUCGUUCUAACGAUUCUCAACUCGCAUAUGCCGCUCUUUGUUGAUCCAUCGGCUAUCAUCUAUUCAAGCACCUCACACGAAGCCACAACGCUGGUUCAAGCCAUCAACCAGUACCUUUGCCUCAGCUUGAGUCGGAAUGCCAUCAGUCCCGUGCCCCAAGUGUUCGAAAUUAGCGUCGAGAUAUUUUGGCGCGUUAUUUCUGGAAUGAGGACGAAGCUAAAGAAAGAAAUUGAGGUUCUUUUACACGAAAUCUUCAUUCCCAUUCUCGAAAUGCGGACUUCGACGCUGAAACAGAAAGCAGCUAUUCUGGGUAUGCUCUCACGGCUAUGUCAAGACCCGCAGGCACUCGUUGAGAUAUACCUCAACUAUGAUUGUGACAGCGAGGCGGUGGACAACAUUUAUGAACAUCUGAUGAACAUCAUCUCGAAGAUUGGUAGCAUGCCUUUUGCUGUGGCCCCACAGAAGAUUGGUGAACCACCCAGCCCGGCUCUAAGUCCCACAGUUAAGAAUCACGGCACAUCUUCUGUUCCGCCUUCACUCAGCACCACAGCUCUGACUGUUUCUGGCUCAAUGGAUACAUCAGUUAUCGGUUUGUCAGAAAGUCAACUGAAGCGCCAAGGACUUGAAUGUCUCGUCGCUGUGCUUCGGAGUCUGGUCGCAUGGGGUACUGCAUCAGGCAAGAUUGCGGAUGACCCACUGGCGACGCCUUCAACACGUUCACAAACCGGGGAGGAGUUACGGCGGGACUCGAUUGACCCAGAUCGGCUUUCUGGUGGUCCUAGUGUUGAAGCACUUCGGCAACCAACGCCUGACAUCGUGGAUGACCCCAGUCGGUUUGAAAGCGCGAAGCAAAAGAAAACUACGCUCCUUGAAGGCUUGAAGAAGUUCAACUUCAAGCCCAAGCGGGGUAUUCAGUUCUUGAUUGAGACUGGGUUCAUCGCGAGCAAUUCGCCCCAAGACAUUGCUCACUUCUUGUUGAAUACCGAUGGCUUGAACAAGGCAAUGAUUGGAGAAUAUCUCGGCGAAGGAGAAGAGGAAAAUGUUGCGAUCAUGCACGCUUUUGUCGAUAUGCUCGAUUUCCGAGAUAUUCCUUUCGUAGAGGCCCUACGGGUGUUCCUUCAGUCAUUCCGACUGCCUGGUGAAGCUCAGAAGAUCGAUCGAUUCAUGCUCAAGUUUGCUCAACGUUACAUUGACGGUAACACACAAACUCCAUUUGCGAACGCAGAUACGGCGUAUGUACUGGCAUACUCGGUGAUUCUGCUGAAUACGGACCACUACAACCCUCAAGUUAAGCGUCGGAUGACAAAGACAGACUUCAUCAAGAAUAAUAGGGGUAUCAAUGAUGGGGUUGAUCUACCAGAGGAAUUUUUAUCUGAUAUCUUCGAUGACAUCGACAGCAACGAAAUUCGGAUGAAAGACGAGAUUGAAGCGAGCGUCAGUGCUACUUCGGGUCCUGGGCUUGCAGGAGCCCUCGCCAAUGUCGGAAGAGAUCUUCAGAAGGAAGCUUAUGUCUUGCAGACAAGCGGCAUGGCUAACAAGACGGAGGCAAUGUUUAGGACACUCAUGCGAACGCAGCGUAAAGGCAGCAAAGAGUUCUUCAGCGCGUCCAAUUCUGUGCAUGUCCGCCCAAUGUUCGAGGUUGCUUGGAUCCCGUUUUUGGCUGGUCUCUCGGGCCCACUCCAGGAUACGGAUGAUCUCGAAGUCGUGGAACUGUGUCUCGACGGCUUCAAAUGUGCCAUUCGCAUCGUGUGCUUUUUCGGUCUCGAACUCGAGCGCAAUGCGUUUGUGACGACCCUCUCCAAGUUCACAUUCCUCAAUAACCUUGGAGAGAUGAAGACGAAGAACAUGGAGGCUAUAAAAACGCUCCUCGAUAUUGCCGUCACUGAAGGCAACCAACUGAAAGGGUCUUGGCACGAUGUCCUUACUUGUGUCAGUCAACUGGAACACAUGCAAAUCAUUAGUGGUGGAGGUGACGCAGACUCGGGAAGAAAAGGUCGCACUCGAAAGCUGCCCACAGAAGAACUAGCCAAUGAAAGUCGUUCAACGCACAUCACUGUCGCCACUGACAUGGUCUUUUCCCUGAGUCACUAUUUGUCUGGGACUGCCAUCGUUGAUUUCGUUCAAGCAUUGAGCGAUGUCUCAUGGGAAGAAAUUCAAUCCUCGGGUCUCUCCCAGCAUCCUCGACUAUUCAGUCUCCAAAAGCUAGUCGAAAUUUCCUACUACAACAUGAACCGUAUCCGUCUCGAAUGGUCGAAUUUGUGGGAUAUAUUAGGGGAACAUUUCAACCAAGUGUGCUGCCAUAAUAAUCCACACGUGGGAUUUUUCGCCCUCGAUUCGUUGAGACAACUUGCCAUGCGUUUCUUGGAAAAAGAGGAGCUGCCGCACUUCAAAUUCCAAAAGGAUUUUUUGAAGCCGUUCGAGCACACCAUGAUCCACAAUAACAACCCUGAUAUUCGUGAUAUGGUCCUCCAAUGUUUACAGCAGAUGAUUCAAGCACGUGUUCAGAACAUGAGAUCUGGUUGGCGAACAAUGUUUGGGGUUUUUCAAGCAGCCUCCAAGGUUCUCACAGAACGAGUUGCCACUUCUGCCUUCGAGAUCGUCACACGAUUGAACAAGGACCAUUUUGGUGCCAUUGUACGACAUGGUGCUUUCGCGGACUUGACAGUCUGCAUAACCGACUUCUGCAAAGUCAGCAAGUACCAGAAAAUCAGUUUACUGGCCAUCGCGAUGCUUCGGGGCGUAAUACCGGUUAUGCUAGAUUGCCCAGAGUGCUCUUGGACAACUCCUUCUUCACCGACCUCCCCGAUGGACGACAAUAUGAUCAAGUAUUGGUACCCCGUCUUGUUUGCCUUUUAUGAUAUCAUCAUGAACGGUGAAGAUCUGGAGGUUCGAAGACUUGCAUUAGACUCGUUGUUUACAACCUUGAAAACUUACGGGGCAAACUAUCCUGUUGAAUUCUGGGACACUGUAUGCCAGGAGCUGCUCUUCCCGAUAUUUGCUGUCCUCAAGUCAAGUCAAGACGUUUCACGGUUUAGCACUCAAGAGGACAUGAGUGUGUGGCUCUCGACGACAAUGAUCCAAGCUCUACGAGAUCUCAUCGACCUGUACACCUUCCAUUUCGAUAUUCUCGAACGUUCUCUGGACGGUCUGCUUGAUCUUCUCUGUGUUUGUAUCUGCCAAGAAAAUGACACACUUGCCCGCAUUGGGACUUCAUGUCUGCAACAACUGCUCGAAAAUAAUGUCCAGAAAUUGAGCGCUGCGCGUUGGGAUCGAAUUACCACCACAUUCGUCAAGCUCUUCAAGACGACGACGCCUCAUCAACUUUUUGAUGAAAGUUUGCGCAUAGAUAUUGACGGUAGCAGCCCAGAACCGUCUGAAUCCACAGACACAAACGGCACAAUUCUUCCUGCGCCACUUUCCCCCAACGGUGAAGUGCCCAAGCACGAUCCCAGGUCUUCAAGUGCGGAUAGACGCCGCGUCUUCAAGCAAAUCAUUGUCAAAUGCGUUCUGCAGCUCUUGCUCAUCGAGACUACGAAUGAUCUAUUACGCAAUGAUGACGUGUACAGGAUGAUCCCGCCGGAGCAUCUGUUGCGGCUGAUGGGCGUACUGGACCACAGUUAUCAAUUCGCUCGUAGUUUCAACGAAGACAAGGAGCUAAGGACGGGGCUCUGGAAAGUCGGAUUCAUGAAGCAUCUGCCCAAUUUGUUGAAGCAGGAGUCAAGUAGCGCGGCCACCUUGGUCAAUGUUUUCCUCCGGAUGUACUUCGACAAUCGUCCCGAGCACCAAGCAGCUCGUCCGCUGAUGCUUGAUCGACUUAUGCCUUUGGCUCUAGGCAUCCUCAGUGACUAUAACAAGCUGAAGGCCGACACUCAAGGGAAAAAUAUCAUUGCCUGGACACCCGUCGUCGGCGAAAUACUGGACGGAUUCUGCCGAUUUGGUCACCAAGACUUCGCCAAAUAUUUGUCGUCCAUAUAUCCUCUGGCCACGGAACUCAUCACGCGAGACACGGGCCCCGAGAUCCGCCAGAGCCUGCGCACCUACUUCUCACGUGUUGGCAUUUCCCAACGCAUCAUGGACGUAUCAUAA
Mycena indigotica is the source of this 5382-nucleotide messenger RNA. RefSeq names its product Guanine nucleotide exchange factor. Lineage: Eukaryota; Fungi; Basidiomycota; Agaricomycetes; Agaricales; Mycenaceae. The transcript has 21 exons. Gene Ontology annotation, biological process: regulation of ARF protein signal transduction. The record is from RefSeq and is a predicted model, not a curated record. Gene Ontology annotation, molecular function: guanyl-nucleotide exchange factor activity. The coding region runs from base 1 to 5382 and encodes 1793 amino acids.